Diceros bicornis minor is the source of this 2749-nucleotide messenger RNA. RefSeq names its product microtubule affinity regulating kinase 1 (gene MARK1). Gene Ontology annotation, cellular component: cytoplasm. Gene Ontology annotation, molecular function: ATP binding; tau-protein kinase activity; protein serine/threonine kinase activity. Gene Ontology annotation, biological process: protein phosphorylation; microtubule cytoskeleton organization; intracellular signal transduction. The record is from RefSeq and is a predicted model, not a curated record. The coding region runs from base 69 to 2456 and encodes 795 amino acids. The transcript has 18 exons. Lineage: Eukaryota; Metazoa; Chordata; Mammalia; Perissodactyla; Rhinocerotidae.
CUCGCCCCCGGCGCCCGCGCCCCAGCCCGGCCGGCGAGCCCCCGGGCCGACCCCGCCGCCCGCACAAAAUGUCGGCGCGGACGCCAUUGCCGACGGUGAACGAGCGGGACACGGAGAACCAUACGUCUGUGGAUGGAUAUACUGAACCACAUAUCCAGCCUCCCAAAUCAAGCAGCAGACAGAACAUUCCUCGGUGUAGAAACUCCAUUACGUCAGCAACAGACGAACAGCCUCAUAUUGGAAAUUACCGUUUACAAAAAACAAUAGGGAAGGGAAAUUUUGCCAAAGUGAAAUUGGCAAGACAUGUUCUAACUGGUAGAGAGGUUGCUGUGAAAAUAAUAGACAAAACUCAGCUGAAUCCUACUAGUCUACAAAAGUUGUUUCGAGAAGUACGAAUAAUGAAGAUAUUGAAUCAUCCUAAUAUAGUAAAAUUGUUUGAAGUUAUUGAAACGGAGAAGACCCUCUAUUUAGUCAUGGAAUACGCGAGUGGGGGUGAAGUAUUUGAUUACUUAGUUGCCCAUGGAAGAAUGAAAGAAAAAGAGGCCCGUGCAAAGUUUAGGCAGAUUGUAUCUGCUGUGCAGUAUUGUCAUCAAAAGUGCAUUGUUCACCGUGACCUUAAGGCUGAAAACCUUCUCCUUGAUGCUGAUAUGAAUAUUAAAAUUGCUGACUUUGGUUUUAGUAAUGAAUUUACAGUUGGGAACAAAUUGGACACGUUUUGUGGAAGCCCACCCUACGCUGCUCCCGAACUUUUCCAAGGAAAGAAAUACGACGGCCCUGAAGUGGAUGUGUGGAGUCUCGGGGUCAUUCUCUAUACGUUGGUCAGUGGCUCGUUGCCUUUCGAUGGCCAGAAUUUAAAGGAACUGCGGGAGCGAGUCUUACGAGGGAAGUACCGUAUUCCCUUCUAUAUGUCCACUGACUGUGAAAAUCUUCUCAAGAAAUUACUAGUGCUGAAUCCAAUAAAGAGAGGCAGCUUGGAACAAAUAAUGAAAGAUCGAUGGAUGAAUGUUGGUCAUGAAGAAGAAGAACUAAAGCCGUAUGCUGAGCCGGAACCAGAUUUUAAUGACACGAAAAGAAUAGACAUCAUGAUCACCAUGGGUUUUGCACGAGAUGAGAUAAAUGACGCCUUAGUAACUCAGAAAUAUGAUGAAGUUAUGGCUACUUAUAUUCUUCUUGGUAGAAAACCACCUGAAUUUGAAGGCGGUGAGUCAUUAUCCAGUGGAAACUUGAGUCAGAGGUCACGGCCCAGUAGUGACUUAAACAACAGCACUCUUCAGUCCCCUGCUCACUUGAAGGUCCAGCGGAGCAUCUCUGCAAAUCAGAAGCAGCGACGUUUUAGUGAUCAUGCUGGUCCAUCCAUUCCUCCUGCCGUAUCAUACACCAAAAGGCCUCAGGCUAACAGCAUGGAAAGUGAACAGAAAGAGGAGUGGGACAAAGAUGUGGCUCGUAAACUUGGCAGCACAACUGUUGGAUCAAAAAGCGAGAUGACUGCAAGCCCUCUUGUAGGGCCAGAAAGGAAAAAGUCCUCGACUAUUCCGAGUACCAACGUAUAUCCUGGAGGUAGCAUGGCAAGAAGGAAUACAUACGUGUGCGAAAGGACCACAGAUCGGUACACGGCAUUGCAGAAUGGGAAAGACAGCAGCCUUACGGAGAUGUCCGCGAGUAGCAUAUCUUCUGCAGGCUCUGCUGUGGCUUCUGCUGUCCCCUCAGCACGACCCCGCCACCAGAAGUCCAUGUCCGCUUCUGGUCAUCCUAUUAAAGUUACACUGCCAACCAUUAAAGACAGCUCUGAAGCUUACCGGCCCGGGGCAACCCAGAGAGUGCCUGCUGCUUCCCCAUCUGCUCACAGUAUUAGUGCCACCACUCCAGACCGAACCCGCUUUCCCCGGGGGAGCUCAAGCCGAAGCACUUUCCACGGGGAACAGCUCCGGGAGCGGCGCAGCGCCGCGUACAACGGGCCACCUGCCUCCCCCUCCCAUGAAGCGGGUGCGUUUGCACAUGCCAGGAGGGGCACGUCGACGGGCAUCAUCAGCAAAAUCACAUCCAAAUUCGUUCGAAGGGAUCCAAGUGAAGGCGAAGCCAGUGGCAGAACCGACACCUCAAGAAGUACGUCAGGGGAACCAAAAGAAAGAGACAAGGAAGAGGGUAAAGAUUCCAAGCCACGUUCUUUGCGAUUCACGUGGAGUAUGAAGACCACUAGUUCAAUGGACCCCACUGACAUGAUGAGAGAAAUCCGGAAAGUGUUAGAUGCGAAUAACUGUGACUAUGAACAGAAAGAGAGGUUUUUGCUUUUCUGUGUCCAUGGAGAUGCUAGACAGGAUAGCCUCGUGCAGUGGGAGAUGGAAGUCUGCAAGUUGCCCAGGCUGUCACUUAACGGGGUCCGCUUCAAGCGAAUAUCUGGGACAUCUAUUGCCUUUAAGAACAUUGCAUCUAAAAUAGCAAAUGAGCUUAAGCUAUAAAGAAAUUCAAAUUUACAGGAUCAGGGAAGAUACAUCCAUAGCCGAGGUACAGUUUUGAAUGUACUGGUAAUGCCUAAUGUGAUUGGCCUGUGAAUCUCCCCAUGUAGAAUUUGCCCUUCAUGCAAUAAGGUUAUACAUAGUUAUGAACUGUAAAAUUAAAGUCAGUAUGAACUAUAAUAAAUAUCUGUAGCUAAAAAAGUAGGUUCACCUGUACAGGUAAGUAUAUUGUGUAUUUCUGUUCAUUUUCUGUUCAUAGAGUUGUAUAAUAAAACCGAUGAUUGCUUAAAAACUUG